AUGCCUUCGUGGGGGUCUGGGACCCCUCGGGGCAGAGGCGCGCUGCUCGCCGCCGCGCCCGCGGGCCGGCGUCGGGGGCCGUGGCCCCGAGCGGCGGCUGGCCAGGCAGGCGACGCGGGGUGGACGCGGGGCUGGCGCGAGGAGGCCGCGGCCGCUGCCGCGGCCCGCCUGCGCCUGGAGGCCCCCGACAAGUCGCCGCUGGACCUGGACAGCCUGCCGCCCCCGAGCCGCCCGGCCGCGCUGAGCGGCGCCGUCGGCGCGCAGGCGUCGCGCCUCCGCGCCGCGGCGCGUGCCGCGGCGGGCGCGGCGGGUCGGGCUGCGGCGCCCCUGGCCGACCUGGCCGCGGCGCUGCUGCGGAGCGCCUGGGAGCACGAGGAGGUGGUGGGCCUCCGGACCAGGCUCGCCCUGCUCGCCAGGCGGGCGGCGCCCACCGGGCGCGACUUCGUGGCGGCGGGCGUGGGGGCGGGGGCCGUGGCGGGGGCGCUGGCGGAGCUGGGGCAGGGCGCCGCCUUCCAGCAGGCGGCGCUGGAGCUCGGUGACCGGUGCAGCAGGACGCUCGCCGCGGGGACGCAGCCCCUGACCGAUGCGGCGAGGCGCGCCUGCCGCUCCGCCUGCGAGGCCGCGGGCGCCGCGCUCUUCUUGGUCGUGGCCCCGCCGGCCAUGUGCGCUGAGCUGCUGCUCGACGCCUGGGAGAGCCAGGAGCUUCGGCACAUCAGACGCGAGCUGACCGAGUUGCUGAGGUACGCUGCUCCCACCAAGCGCGACAUCGUCGCAACGAGCUUGGGGCUCGGCAUUGCCGUAUGGAUGCUGGAUAUCCGCGGCGGCGGUGGCCACGGGCACGCCGCCGCGAGGCGCGAGGCCGCCGCCGAUUCCUUCGUCGUCGACAACGACGUCUCGGGGGUGCCGAACGCGCUGCGGCAUAAGGACUCGUUCGGCGGGUACAUCCUGCUUGCCAUGUUCGCGGGCUGUGGCAUCUUUCUGGCGGCAUUCCAUUGUUGGAUUACCUCCCAGGAUGCAAGAUAA
Molecule: messenger RNA, 1023 nt
Organism: Prorocentrum cordatum
Lineage: Eukaryota; Dinophyceae; Prorocentrales; Prorocentraceae
Source: the annotation of a GenBank genome assembly